GAAAACGUUUGCGUUAGUUGUCCUCCGCGGAUUUGUUGACACGGAACAGCUGAUCGUGACUCGAAUAGCAGACGAGAUGCCUUUACGCUGCAUGUAUGGACACCUGAGAGUAAACAAUGCCUCCCAGGACUUAUCGAAGUUAAUGAAAAUCAAAAUGGAAAGCAUUCAAAUUGAUCCGAGGGAAGAUCCUGGUAUACAAAAGGAAAUAGAAGACCCGCUUUCAAAACACCUACUAAACAAAACAGAAUAAUUUUCAAACUUGCCGCCAAACCAAGAAGCCGACCAUCACCACACAGAACCACAACAAACAUCAACAACAGCAGAGGACACCGAAACGCAAGAAUUCAUAGCUGUUACAAGAUGUUACAGAUGCAGCGUAUGAUUUUGCAGAUACAUAGACUGGCUUGAAGACCUGUUAUUGUAAUUGUGUUAGUUCAUAUAUCAUCAUGGAUGACUCAACUUUGGAGACAGAAGGAUAUGACAACACUAAUGAAUUCAUAUCUGUUAAAGAGGAGAUAAUCGAAGAUGUCAGUGUGGAAAAUUGUCAGGAAAUAAAAAAAGAAGUUAUCAGUUAUGAAGGUGAAGAAAAUGCCAUCUUUAUAAAGGCUGAAAAUAAGACAAGUACGAGUGAGUGUCCCGAAAUUGCUGAUGUGGAAGCAAAUAAGAGUGAGGAAAAUGCCAUCUUUAUAAAAGUUGAAAAUAAAAUAGAUAAAAGUGAGUGUCCUGGAAAUGCUGAUGUGGAAGUGAAUAAGAGUGAAGAAAAUGCCAUCUUUAUAAAAGCUGAAAAUAAGACAAGUACAAGUGAGUGUCGCGAAAUUGCUGACGUGGAGGCAAAUAAGAAUAGCUCAGAUGUUCUGAUGUGUGAUUAUGAAGAUCCAUUAAAAAUAAUGCCAUUUGUGGUUAAAGAUUGCGGGAAUGUAAACUCUUCAGAAGGUGGUCAAGAGGCAUCUCAGAAUUUUAAGGAAAAAGUAACACACUUAACUCUCGAUAAAAAGGGAAAGAGUUUUGUCUGUGAAGUAUGUUGCAAAACUUUUUUAUAUAAUGGUCAUCUCUUACUUCACAUGAGUGUGCAUACAAAGAAACACAGCUGUGAAGUUUGUUGCCGAACUUUCGCAAAGAAGAGUCACCAAGUUGCACACAUGCGAGUACACACCAAAGAGAAGCCUAAUAAAUGUAAGAUAUGUUCCAAAGCAUUCUCUCAUAAACAUCAUCUUAAACAGCACAUGAGGAUACAUACAAAGGAAAAGCCUUACAGCUGUGAGGAAUGUGACAAAAAAUUCUCAAAAAGAGAUGCUGUAGUAGUGCAUAUGAGAAUACAUACAAAGGAGAAGCCUUAUACAUGUGAGGUUUGUUGCAAAGCUUUCACACAGAAACAUCAUCUAGCAAAGCACAUGAGAAUGCAUACAAAAUAUGAACGGAAAUUAUAUUGUAUUAUUUUGGUUAUGAACACUGAUCUCGUGGUUCCAGGGGACAGGAAACUCGACCUUGAGGCUACAUUCUUAUGCAAUAGAUGGCGACAUAGUCCUAGCACUAUGCGCAAAACCCUCCGAGGAGACUGGGCCAGCACCCCACUACUGUUCAUGGUAUACCCUGUUUAUCCUGAUUAUACUACAAUCUUCUCAGUAUGCAAUGCUGACUAUGUCAAGACGGCUACAAAAUCGGCACUCGGGGCUGGCCCGACUCUGCCCAUGCGCCGGCCGCAGCCUGCUGCUGUGUCAGAGCGUGAGCCCCAAUUCAGUGUCACACUGACGGGACACCCAGCAAUGUUUAUUUUUUCGGGUGUCUCAUGUAGACAGAUCAUGGAUCCCCAAAUCAACAGAACACACCAGAAACACAAGGUAUCCUGGGUGGCUGUGUCCUCUGCAACCCCCAAAGGGGUGCUUCUGCCACCAAACCCUGCCCAGAAAAACAAAGAAUCUUCCAAAAAUUCAUGGCAGAAAAGAGCGUCUGACAGAUUUGGCUGUGAAUACAUGGAGGAUUCUUUGGUUAUCUGGGAGAGGUCAUGUCUCAAUACUUGUACCAGAACUGUUUCUGUCUCCCUGACUGAUUGUCUUGUAUACGACAAGAACUGGUUAGACUGUAAAAACAACCUACUUGCUUGCCUUGUCAAUUAUGAUAGUGGUAAAAGAAUGCUUCAUGAUUGCACCCAAUUUUGCGAAGAUUACAUUCCUGCCCUAUCCGACCAUAUUGACCUCUUCCUUGUCUGUGUCAGAAAUGAGCUGCCCUGCCUAUACAUAGACUGGCUUGAAGACUUACCAAGUGUUACUUCAUGUAUCAUCAUGGAUGACAUGAUAGAAUUCAUUUCUAUUAAGGAAGAGAGAAUUGAAGAUGUCAGUGAGGAAAAUUGUCAGGAGAUAAAAAAAGAAUUUAUCAAUUGUGAAGGUGAAGAAAAUGCCGUCUUUAUAAAAACUGAAAAUAAAAUAAGUACAAGCGAGUGUCCUGAAAAUGCUGAUGUGCAAGCAAAUAAAAGUGACUCAGAUGUUCUGAUGUGUGAUUAUGAAGAUCCAUUAAAAAUAGUGCCAUUAAAAGAUUGCGGGAAUGUAACCUCUUCAGAAGGUGGUCAAGAGGCACCUCAGAAUUUUAAGGAAAAAGUUACACAUUUAACAGUCGAUAAAAAGGGAAAGAUAUUUGUCUGUGAAGUAUGUUGCAAAACUUUUUCAUAUAAUGGUCAUCUCCUAAUUCACAUGAGAGUACACACAAAGGAGAAACCUUACAGCUGUGAAGUUUGUAGCAAAGCAUUCUCAAAGAAGAGUCACCAGGUUGCACACAUGCGAGUGCACACCAAAGAAAAGCCUUAUGAAUGUAAGGUAUGUUCCAAAGCAUUCUCUCAUAAACAUCAUCUUGAGCAGCACAUGAGAGUGCAUACAAAAGAAAAGCCCUAUAGCUGCGAGGAAUGCAGCAAAAAAUUCUCACAGAGAGAUGCUCUAGUAGUGCAUAGGAGAGUACACACAAAGGAAAAGCCUUAUACAUGUGAGGUGUGUUGCAAAGCUUUCUCACAAAAACAGCAUCUAGAAAAGCACAUGAGAAUACAUAUGUUAAGCAACAGGAAACAGCAACAGUUGUCUGUGCAAUUGCAGAAAUAUUCAAUAACCUCACGAAAUAUGUCCCACAAUUUUAGAUUUCCCACUCUGAGAAGUGGCCAGAUUUCUGUACCAUUUUUAAAUACAGUUUUCAAUUCAAAUAUAACAUUCGUAUUCUUUGUUGGAAGGGACUUGAACCCUCACUUUGCAGACAGGUUAAUACAGAUACGAUGUGGUGAGCCAGACUACCAAGUAGCAGAAGUGCAGUUAAAUUUGAAAAGGUUUGCUGUUUAUAUGAGAACAAAUGGAAAGGAUCAUCCAGGGAAUAAAGACUUAUCAAGCAAUUACGGAAUGACCCAAGCCAUAUCUUGCAAACUGGAGGCAUAUUGUGUGUUAAUACUACAAAUGUAUAUUAAAGUUGUCCAGAAAGAACUAAAAAAGGUGUUUUGUACUACAGAAAGAAUCUGCCACAUAUGUAUGGCAGGACAGAGCACAGAACAGACUCAGCAUCAGGUACUCCUGCAUGUUGGUUGUAUACUCUAUCCUGCCGUGAAUACAUGGAGGUUUGUCUUCCAGGGCAGGGAAUUUGAACACAAUGUGAUUGGAUGGGAAUUUGUACAUCUUAAAAUGCUCAUGCUAUUCAGUGCUUUGAAUAUUGUCAUCUCUGGAAAGACUGCUCCAAACAUGAACAGUUUGCAUUUAGAUACAAAAAUGCAUGAGGAUACGGUUGAAUUUGUUUCUGUUGAAGAAAAAAAUAUUGAAGGUGUCUUUAAGGGAAAUGAUAAAAAGAUAAAAGUAGAAAUUAUUGAUCAAGUGUAUGAAGAAGAUAUCACCUUUAUAAAAACUGAAGAUGAUGUAAAUGCAAACGAAUGUUCAGUCUUCAAAGAAACUGAAACUGUUCACAUGGAAACGAUUGAAAAUGACACAAAUAUCUCAGGGAAUAAAUGUGAAGAUCCAUUAAAAGUGUCAGAGGUGGAAAAUCGUGAAGAAACAUUCUCGUCGGAUGGUGAUCAGGUAACACACAAGGAAACUGAGAAGAAUGGUUCACUCCAAGUUGACAGGAAAGGGAAACGUUUUAUGUGUGUGUUGUGUUGCAAGAAGUACACUUACAGAUAUGAAUUAUUGAAACAUGCAAGAGUUCAUACAAAGGAGAGGCCUUAUAGCUGUGAUAUAUGUAGUAAUGCAUUUGCGGAGAAAAGAACUCUGAUGCGUCACAUGUUGGUACACACAAAGGAGAAGCCUUUUAACUGUGAGAUUUGUGAUAAACCAUUCUCCCGCAAAAGUGAAAUAAAGUUACAUAUGAGAGUGCAUACAAAGGAGAAGCCUUAUUCCUGUGAAAUAUGUGGCAAGAUGUUCACUAUGAAAGGAAACCUUGGAAUACAUAUGAGAAUACAUACAGGGGAGAAGCCCUAUAGCUGUGAGCGAUGUAAUAGGGCAUUUUGUCGCAAAAGCGAUCUAAUUGUACACAUAAGAACACACACAAAAGAAAAGCCUUACACUUGUGAAGUGUGUAGUAAGACUUUCUCAGAGAAAGGUCAUCUAAAGAGUCACAUGAGGGUGCAUACAAAGGAGAAACCUUAUAAGUGUGAGGUUUGCUAUAAAGCAUUUUCUCAAAAACACCAUGUAGAUAAACACAUGGGAGUACAUACUAAAUUGAAGCCAAAUAUCAGCAAGUUUCAGCUAUCUGACAGAGAAAAUAUCACAGAAGAAUUGCUCUAAAUUGUUUUAAAUAGAGAUAUAUCAUUUUAGUUUUCACAUUAUCACUGAGUCUAGAAGGCCCUAUUGCAAGCUUUUUCAUGCAUUGUUUAGUGUCUCCCAUUUUAUAUUGCAUGCAGUGUCUCACAUUAUCAUUGUACUGUAGUAUCCCAAGAGGACCAGCUUUAUGAUCCCUCUGCCUUCUCUGUUCUCCAUUCCAGUUUUCAUCAUUAUUCAUAAAUAGACAUUAUAUCUACCUUCAUUGUUUAAGUCAUUUUUUUUGUGUGUUAAUCUAAUUGCCAUUAAUUUACCCCUUCCUUAUUGGUAUUCGUUGCUUGCCUUUACUUGUUUAUUAUAUAUGAUGUUAUCAUCUAUUAAUUAUUAAUGAUUCAACCUCUCCACUUUUAUUUGUAAUGUUGAGUUGCUAAAGAUAAAAGUAGAUAUGAUUUUGUGCCCCAAAAUGGUACUUCUGUGCAAGACACCUAAAUGAAGUAUCUGGGUCUUCAUGUAGAGUUCCUAAAAAAAUCUAUCAGCAUGACUGCUCAAAUUCAAACAGAACUAACAGGUACUAUAUUACAGUAGGGAUGGUAUUCCAGGUAGGAAGUUGCUCCUUAUUCUUUUACUGCUGUGAAAUACAAGAUCCGAUAUACAAAAUUUUAGUUUGUGCAAUUUUUGAAUUAGGAUGUGUGAACUUAUAUGCACAGGCAUUUGCUGUGCAAUUUCAAGCAGUUAUUAAAAAUGUGAAAAUCUGAAAACUCUACAAUAUAAAUGGGAGGGCUUAAUAAAUUUCUGUGUAUACAUGAAAAUGAUUUAAAUCUGACAAUAUAAUUUCACAACUUAAUUUUUAAAAUUGCAAUAAGGCCUCUAUUUUGACACUCCACAAAGAUCAUCUGAA
Penaeus vannamei (Pacific white shrimp) is the source of this 5610-nucleotide messenger RNA. NCBI's taxonomy places the organism in Eukaryota, Metazoa, Arthropoda, Malacostraca, Decapoda, Penaeidae. The record is from RefSeq and is a predicted model, not a curated record.